AUGGUGAAUGCCAGGAAGAUUGACAAAUAUAAAAGGAUACUGGGAUAUCAAUCUUGUUUUUCAAAUUGUGACAACAAGAUUUGGAUAUUUUGGUCCUCUGACUAUGUGAUAGAGAUUCUGGAGGAUAGAGAACAAUACGUUCUCUUGCCGAUUUCUAACUCUGUAGGUACUCAACCCUUUUACAUUUCUGCUGUCUAUGCAAAGUGUGAUGAGACUUUGAGAUGUCGCUUAUGGGAGGAGAUUAGAGAUGUAGCCAGUUGGUUAAUGGUCCAUGUGGGGGUGGUGGGUGACUUUAAUGUUGUUUUAUGUGAGGAGGAGAAGAAAGGAGGAAGACCUUUCAGAGUUGAAGACAGUUUAGAUUUUAUGGCUUGUUUGUCUCACUGUGGACUUCAGGAUGCUAGAUAUUGUGGCUCUCAGUUCACCUGGAGUGACAACAGGGAUCCUCCUAAUACUAUUUGGGAGAGGUUGGACUGGCUGAAGCUUAAGAAAGUGUGCUCUACUCUCAGUGCUUGGUCUAGACAAGCUUUUGGUGAUAUAUAUGAAGAACCAAAGAUGCUUAAAUCUCUCAUAAGAAGUUUGGAUGAGGCAGUGAUCUCUGAUCCAUCUCCUGAAUGCAGAAUGCACUUAUCUAAAGCAAGAGCGGAAUUUACCAGAUUUUUGAAGUUGCAAGACUCAAUUCUAAGGCAGAAGGAAAAAGUUAAAUGGUUGACAGAGGGUGAUGAUAACACAACUUUCUUUCAUGUUGUAAUCAAGGAUAGAAAGAAGAAAUUAAACAUCCAAAGGAUCAGAGAUGAUAAUGACAAUCUUAUGGAAGGUAUGAAAGGCGUGGUAGGGACAACAAUAAGAUUCUUUCAACAACUAUUUGGUGCUGAAAUAACCAUUGAAGAUCUUACCAUGCUGGAUAUGGUGAAGAGAACUGUUACUAAAGAGGAUAAUGCUUUUUCUCACUGA
Messenger RNA from Nicotiana tabacum (common tobacco), 951 nucleotides. RefSeq lists its product as uncharacterized. The record is from RefSeq and is a predicted model, not a curated record. Lineage: Eukaryota; Viridiplantae; Streptophyta; Magnoliopsida; Solanales; Solanaceae.